CAGCGCUGUUGUUCUUCCUAAGCGAGAUCUUUUUCCCACAGUCAUGUUGAUAGAUUCAGGUAAUAUAGUAAAUCUAAUGAAGGAUUGAUUCUAGAGGAUCAUCUUGUCAUUACAUAAGUGCACGUUAACAGAAUGCGCCAAGAAUUCAGUAGCCUCGGUGAACUUAGGGACAUUGUAGCAGGUCGCCCAGGUGCAGCUAAUCCCGUCGUGUGCAUGGAUGGCGGCGGAGACAGUAAGAUGGUGUCGAUAUAGAGAGUACCUUGACCACUCGUGGAAUGGUGUGAAAGAUGACAACCCGCUGACAGUCAGAUGUUGGCGGCAGAUACUUGGGGACAGCCGUGUCUCUAUUCCGAAACACGCUGAAAUGAAUGCUCUGUGCAACGCGGGUUCAUACUUGGAAAGAUCUCUCUAGAGCUAUCACAGGUUUGGUAGAUAUCGAGGCCUCUGAGAUAUGUGAGGAAGAUGUCUUGAGUCUCUUGACUAAUUUUGUGAUCUUCGACACAACGGAAGAGGGUGCUCGUACUCCGGUCCCCCCAUCUUGCUGUGCGAGAGUUCUGGGAGACCAGGCCUGAAUACUACAGCGAAAAGUGCAACAAGUUCGCCGCAGAGGUGUGCCUUCUCAAGUUGAUCGAGACGUGUGGCUUGCCAGAUGCAGAUCGUUUUCUUGGGCAAAUUGGUCUGAGUGCGGACGCUACCGUAACACUGUCCGAGACUGACUCCUAUAAGAAAGGCAUGUAUAACUAUCCCGUGCGAAACUGGGCAGAACACAGUGUGCACGCUGGGGAACACAACUGAGCAAACACUACCUUACCUCUUUCCAAACGGCUCCAGUAUUUCUUUUUCAACCAUUUUGGACCAAACUGCCCAUUGAGCUGCUAGAUGUGGUCACACCACCGCCAGAAGAUAGAAAGCGUGGAAAGUGGCCACAUGCUGAAGCUAUUACGGAACUACCACCGAUCCCAGGGUCGAGGGUUCUUACUUUCCUGCGUCUUCGGCUUUGGUGAGAUUCUUCGCAGGGACCAGCACCAUCAUCUCGACGUCGACGUGAAAGAACAAUGUAUCAUAGCGACUGCAAUUCAUGGCCACUAUGAUACUCUGCAGGCUUUUAUGAGAGAAUUAAAAGACCAGAUGCUGCAAAAGCGCGUCCUGAACGCCUUGGUCCAGAAUAAUGACAUAGAGCCACUCCGAUGAUUCUUGAGUCUUAUCGAGCCUAGCCUAAUCACGGAGAAAGUUAUCGUGCGCGCAAGGCGGGCAGGCAAGG
Aspergillus pseudotamarii is the source of this 1261-nucleotide messenger RNA. RefSeq lists its product as uncharacterized. Bases 880 to 1191 code for a protein of 103 amino acids. The record is from RefSeq and is a predicted model, not a curated record. Lineage: Eukaryota; Fungi; Ascomycota; Eurotiomycetes; Eurotiales; Aspergillaceae. The transcript has a single exon.